AUGCUGCAGCUGAGCCUGCCCUGGCUGGGACUGGGGCCCCUGGUGGCCUCCCCGUGGCUACUCCUGCUGCUGCUGGCGGCCUCCUGGCUCCUGGCCCGCGCCCUGGCCUGGUCCUACAGAUUCUACGACACCUGCUGCCGCCUCCGAUGUUUCCCAGAGCCCCCACGGCGGAACUGGUUUCUGGGUCACCUGGGCCUGGUGAGUGACAAUGAGGAGGGCAUGCAGCUUGUAGAGAAACUGAGCCACUGCUUCCGUGACAUCCAUCUCCGGUGGCUUGGGCCCUUCCACCCCGUCCUGCAGUUCGUCCACCCUAAGUUCAUUGCCCCCCUGCUCCAGGCUCCAGCUACCACCAUGCCCAAGGACACGUUUGUCUAUUACAUCAUGAAGCCUUGGCUGGGGGAUGGGCUUCUGCUAAGUGAUGGUGACAAGUGGAGCCACCACCGCUGUCUGCUGACACCUGCCUUCCACUUUGAUAUCUUGAAGCCCUACAUGAAAAUUUUCAGCAAGAGUGCAGACAUCAUGCACGCCAAGUGGCAGUGCCUGGCCUCGGAGGGCCACACCCGCCUGGACAUGUUUGAACACAUCAGCCUCAUGACCCUGGACAGUCUCCAGAAAUGUGUCUUCAGUUUUGACAGCAAUUGCCAGGAGAAUCCCAGCGAAUAUAUUGCUUCCAUUUUGGAGCUCAGUGCUCUCGUGGUAAAGCGGGCCCAGCAUCUAUUCUUGCGCAUGGACUUCCUGUACCACCUCACCCCCAAUGGGUGGCGCUUCCGCAGGGCUUGCAAGCUGGUGCACAACUUCACAGACGCUGUCAUCAGGGAACGACGUCGCGCCCUCAUCAGUCAGGGUUCCCAUGACUCCCUCCAAGCCAAGGCUAAGGCCAAGACUUUGGAUUUCAUUGAUGUUCUCCUGCUGGCCAAGGGUGAAGAUGGGAAGAGGUUAUCAGACGAGGACAUCCGAGCCGAGGCUGAUACCUUCAUGUUUGAGGGCCAUGACACCACAGCCAGCGGCCUCUCCUGGGUCCUGUACAACCUGGCAAGGCACCCGGAAUACCAGGAGCGCUGCCGGCAGGAGGUGCAACAGCUCCUGGGGGACCGGGAGCCUCAAGAGAUCGAGUGGGACGACCUGGCCCAGCUGCCCUUCCUGACCAUGUGCAUCAAGGAGAGUCUGCGCUUGCACCCCCCAGUCACGAUGAUCGCCCGCCGCUGUACCCGGGACAUUACGCUCCCUGACGGCAGGGUCAUCCCCAAAGGUGUUAUCUGCGCUAUCAGUAUUUUUGGGACCCAUCACAACCCAUCCGUGUGGCCGGACCCUGAGGUCUAUAACCCCUUCCGCUUCGACCCGGAAACCGCCCCGAAGAGGUCACCUCUGGCUUUCAUUCCCUUCUCGGCCGGGCCCAGGAACUGCAUCGGGCAGGCGUUCGCCAUGGCCGAGAUGAAGGCGGUGCUGGCGCUCACGCUGCUGCGCUUCCGCGUCCUGCCGGACCAGGCGGAGCCGCGCAGGAAGCCCGAGCUCAUCCUGCGAGCAGAGGGCGGGCUGUGGCUGCGGGUGCAGCCGCUGGGCGCGGGCCCUCAGUGACCCUCCAGCGCCUGGCCUGGCUCCAGCCCGCACACCUCCCCGUGCAGGGUCCCAGGAAAAACACUGUGCUGUCACCGCUGCCCCGUCUCUGAGCCCGCGACCCUGACUGCCUCUCCAGCCCAGCCCAGCCCAGCCCAGCCCAGCCCAGGUCCCCACGCUGAUUGCGGGCUCUCCUCGGGCCCAAGCAAGGACUCUGUA
This is a messenger RNA of Pteronotus mesoamericanus, 1773 nucleotides long. Its product is annotated as cytochrome P450 4F3-like. The record is from RefSeq and is a predicted model, not a curated record. Gene Ontology annotation, molecular function: iron ion binding; monooxygenase activity; heme binding. The transcript has 12 exons. Lineage: Eukaryota; Metazoa; Chordata; Mammalia; Chiroptera; Mormoopidae. Bases 1 to 1575 code for a protein of 524 amino acids.